CAGAAAGAGAGCAGCAGAUAAGAGCAACAAGUCACAAAACUUGAGCUGAAAUGCUCAUCUCGUUUUUCCAGCAGGCAGCAGAGGAAAAGUUCCGUUUCCUGGAGAUUAAACCGUUGGAUCGUCGUGAUUUUUGGACAGGUGCUUCAAAGCAUCUGGGCCAACAUUCUGGACGGUGGAGAUCGGGUUUUGAGGUCCGGAGGCCGGGUUUUGUUGGUCUGGACAGUAGCUAUUUUUCUGGUGAUACUUUUCUUAUCUUGGCUCUAUUUGAUUCCAUACACCUUGAUGUGCUUACUUCCAAGGAUAUGAUGAUUUUGUAUGCCUCUAGUAUUAUCUAGAGAAGACUUUGUACUGCUCCUUUGAUGAUGAUAGUGGAUUUAAGAGACCAAAAUGGUCCCGUGGUUUUUCCCUAGUUAACGGGUUUUCUACGCUAAAAUUCCGGUGUUUUUGUGUGGUGUGUGCUUACUGUUUUAGCUAAUUAUAUUGGUGUGUGGCAGCAAUAUUGUGUGUGUUCUAAUUGAAUUAAGAACAACCUAUUUGUUUGCAUCCUCAAAGGUUCAUUUAAGUUGGGGAAAUUUUAGCCUAACGGAGAUUAAUUCCGCAUUUUAUUAGUAACCGUUUGGGGCUGUUUUUCCCAUCAAAUUGGUAUCAGAGCUGAGUUCUUCUGUAUCGGGUUAAACUUGUUUGAAUGAUGGAAGCAAACACAAGUAGGAUGAUCAAUUUGAAUGGUUCUAAUUAUCAUGUUUGGAAAGGCAAAAUGGAAGACCUACUUUAUGUGAAGGAUUAUUAUUUACCCGUGUUUACUACUGAUAAACCUGAGAGUAAAACAGAUGCAGAGUGGAAUAUUUUGCAUAGACAGGUUUGUGGGUAUAUUCGCCAAUGGGUUGAUGAUAAUGUUUUGAACCAUAUUAGCGGGGAAACUCAUGCUCGCAGUUCGUGGAACAAGCUUGAACAGUUGUAUGCUCGAAAGACCGGGAACAAUCAGGGCCGGCUCUAGCGGUUCAGAGGCCCCAGGCAAAAUACGUAUGUUUAAUACUACCUCUGUAUCAUAAUAAGUGACCGACUAGGCUUUUUUCUUAAUUUAGAAUUAGGAGACUUUUGGUACUAUAGUUGUACUUUUUAUUUUAAAAAUGGCUUUUGGGAUGGAUUUCAAAAAUGGAAGUUUGACACUUAUUCUAAUACAACCCAAAAAGAAAAGUGUGACACUUAUUUUG
Cuscuta epithymum is the source of this 1211-nucleotide messenger RNA. NCBI's taxonomy places the organism in Eukaryota, Viridiplantae, Streptophyta, Magnoliopsida, Solanales, Convolvulaceae. The record is from the annotation of a GenBank genome assembly.